Molecule: messenger RNA, 1930 nt
Organism: Amblyraja radiata (thorny skate)
Lineage: Eukaryota; Metazoa; Chordata; Chondrichthyes; Rajiformes; Rajidae
Product: tubulin alpha chain-like
Exons: 4
Coding region: 132-1487 (451 amino acids)
Biological process (GO): microtubule-based process
Cellular component (GO): microtubule
Molecular function (GO): GTP binding; structural constituent of cytoskeleton
Source: RefSeq, a predicted model, not a curated record
AGAACAUGUUUCUGCCGCCUGUCUUGCAGGUUUUUUCUUACGACGACCCGUAAAAGUCGCGCUGUAGGAAGAAGUUUCUCAAGCCUUCUCUUUAUUCCAUUUGCUUUGUCUACGACCAAGGACCAGGCAUCAUGCGUGAGUGUAUCAGUAUCCAUGUUGGCCAGGCUGGUGUCCAGAUCGGCAAUGCGUGCUGGGAUCUGUACUGCUUGGAACAUGGCAUCCAGCCUAAUGGUCAGAUGCCCAGUGACAAGACCAUGGGGGGUGGAGACGAUUCCUUCAACACAUUCUUCAGUGAGACGGGAGCUGGCAAGCACGUUCCCCGAGCUGUGUUUGUGGACCUGGAGCCAACUGUGAUCGAUGAGGUUCGUAAUGGUACCUACCGCCAGCUCUUCCACCCUGAGCAACUCAUCACUGGGAAAGAAGAUGCUGCCAAUAACUAUGCCCGUGGCCAUUACACAAUUGGCAAGGAGAUUAUUGACCAAGUUCUGGACAGAGUCCGUAAACUAGCUGACCAAUGCACAGGUCUCCAGGGUUUCCUGGUCUUCCACAGCUUUGGUGGUGGCACUGGCUCCGGUUUUACCUCCCUGCUGAUGGAACGUCUGUCCGUUGACUAUGGCAAGAAAUCCAAGCUUGAAUUCUCCAUCUACCCAGCUCCCCAGGUGUCUACAGCGGUGGUAGAGCCCUACAAUUCCAUCCUGACCACCCACACCACCUUGGAGCACUCAGAUUGUGCUUUCAUGGUUGACAAUGAAGCCAUCUAUGACAUCUGCCGCCGAAACCUUGACAUUGACCGACCAACUUAUACUAAUUUGAACAGAUUAAUAGGCCAGAUAGUGUCCUCCAUCACAGCCUCCCUCCGUUUUGAUGGUGCCCUGAACGUUGAUCUGACUGAGUUCCAGACCAACUUGGUGCCAUAUCCCCGUAUCCACUUCCCCUUGGCCACAUAUGCCCCAGUUAUCUCAGCUGAGAAAGUCUACCAUGAGCAGCUUUCGGUAUCUGAGAUUACCAAUGCUUGCUUUGAGCCAGCCAACCAGCUGGUCAAAUGUGACCCACGCCAUGGCAAGUACAUGGCCUGCUGCCUCCUUUAUCGUGGUGAUGUGGUGCCAAAAGAUGUCAAUGCAGCAAUUGCUACCAUUAAAACCAAACGUAGCAUUCAGUUUGUGGAUUGGUGUCCAACUGGUUUCAAGGUUGGUAUCAACUACCAGCCUCCCACUGCGGUUCCUGGAGGUGACCUGGCCAAGGUGCAGCGAGCUGUGUGUAUGCUGAGCAACACCACUGCUAUUGCUGAGGCUUGGGCUCGCCUGGACCACAAGUUUGACCUGAUGUAUGCCAAGCGUGCCUUUGUUCACUGGUAUGUUGGUGAGGGUAUGGAGGAAGGAGAGUUCUCAGAGGCCCGUGAGGAUAUGGCUGCUCUGGAGAAGGAUUAUGAAGAAGUGGGUGUUGACUCAGUGGAGGGAGAAGGAGAAGAGGAAGGUGAGGAAUAUUAAAACAUGGUGCUGCUAUAACAGGGAACAAGACAAAUGUAAUAAAUAUUGUGGGUUAUACAUAAUUAAUUAUCAAGACUAUCCACCAAAGUGGAGUCCUUUCAUCAGACAAACGGCCACAUGAUUUGCAUCCGUUUUUGUUUAAUCAACCUUAAAUUGUUCACAUUCCAUAUUAAUUUUGUUGUGUUUGUAUACAUAUUUUAUUUGAUCUCCUCCUGUGCUGCAUUAUACUCCCACGGUGUCCAGAAUCCUUAAUUGACCUCAACUGGUUUUUGGUCAAGGAUGGCUCUUAUUUAAAUGAGUUGUGAUCACAUUUUUGAUUUGCAGCAGUUUUAAUCAGUCACAAUGUAUUUCUCAAAUUGUACACCACCGCAGACUUUGUUGCAAAUCUAACUCACAUGUACCGUCUUUAUUGCUUUCUCAAUAAAUAAUAUCCCUGUCUUUAA